AUGGGCGGGCCAUUCCAAGAUCAAACGCAAGUGAACACUCAUCCUUGGAUUCCCGUACUGGAUUAUCUUACGAGCGAAUUCGGUUUACUGAACAGCUCUUAUGGCUUGGAUAUUAUUUCAAACCCAGAUAAUCAGAAGGGCGAUCAGAACUUUAUAAAAAUCGUCAGUUCUUACAUGAAAGUGCAGGGACCUAUGAACAACACGAUGAGCUUGCACUCUCAAACGAACUUGGUCACGUCCAUUCUCUUACAACGGAGACAGAACUUCCCAGACAAUAGAUGCGGUUUCUGUGGUGAAGCACGGUUGCCCAAUCCGUUGUAUAAACUAUUAUUAUUCGAUUAUAUGUUGGUAAUUGAUGAAAGGACCAACGCCUCUCGACCGGCCAAAUUCGCAACGGAGUAUGCUUCCAUCACGCACCUGAAUCGCAAUAGAGCACAAUAUGAGCUUUAUUAA
Molecule: messenger RNA, 453 nt
Organism: Paraglomus occultum
Lineage: Eukaryota; Fungi; Glomeromycota; Glomeromycetes; Paraglomerales; Paraglomeraceae
Source: the annotation of a GenBank genome assembly